GUCGAUCUCGCACAGCUCGCGCCGCAGCAGCUGUCUCAAGUCAAGAAGCAACUCGACGAUGAAGUCCAACAUCUGAGCACAUCGCACCAGAACCUUCGCACUGCACAACAAAAGUUCCGCGAAUGCAAAACAAGUAUCGAACAUGGUGUUGCCAAAAGCGCAAGUGAUAAGGCUUUGCUCGUUCCGUUGACUUCCUCGCUAUAUGUGCCUGGCACGCUAGCCGGUACUGACACUGUACUUGUUGAUGUCGGUACUGGGUUCUUUGUCGAGAAAUCUACCAGCGAUGCUCAGAAAUUCUAUGAUGGCAAGAUUGAGGAGCUAGGCAAGAACAUCAAGGACUUGGAAAACAUUGUCAACAGCAAAGCAAACAAUCUGAGGGUGGUGGAAGAAGUUCUCAGGCAGAAGAUGCUCGCUGGGCAGGGCCAGGCCGCUGCAGGUGCGGCAUGA
Molecule: messenger RNA, 447 nt
Organism: Pseudocercospora fijiensis CIRAD86
Lineage: Eukaryota; Fungi; Ascomycota; Dothideomycetes; Mycosphaerellales; Mycosphaerellaceae
Exons: 2
Biological process (GO): regulation of DNA-templated transcription; protein folding
Cellular component (GO): prefoldin complex; cytoplasm
Source: RefSeq, a predicted model, not a curated record